AUGGAAGACAUUGCGGUUACCAAAUUCAGGGAGUACCUUCGAGUAAACACGGAACAGCCCAAUCCAGAUUACGCUGCAUGUCAGAACUUCCUCUUCAAUCUGGCGGAUGAGCUCGGCAUCGAACGGCGUGCGGUUGAGGCGAGUGAUCGAUUACGACAACACUUUUUUUCCCGGCUAAAAAAAAUUCUAAAAAGAGCAGCAGUGCGGCGGUAG
Molecule: messenger RNA, 213 nt
Organism: Cooperia oncophora
Lineage: Eukaryota; Metazoa; Nematoda; Chromadorea; Rhabditida; Trichostrongylidae
Source: the annotation of a GenBank genome assembly